Williopsis jadinii is the source of this 651-nucleotide messenger RNA. RefSeq names its product Uso1p (gene USO1). Lineage: Eukaryota; Fungi; Ascomycota; Saccharomycetes; Phaffomycetales; Wickerhamomycetaceae. The transcript has a single exon. The record is from RefSeq and is a predicted model, not a curated record. Bases 1 to 651 code for a protein of 216 amino acids.
AUGCCAUUAGAUGAUAAAACAAUCAGAAAGGUGUCCAAGAAGUACACAUCGAACAUGACGCGUCAGUGGUCAAAGCCAUCAUCACAGCUGCUCCAGGCAGUGGAGGAUAUUCUUAUGACUAACAAGUCAAAAUGCCUGGAGAUGGUUCCUUCGAAGAAGAUAAACUCGCAGAAUAUCGCAAUGACAAACUUCAUAAACGAUUUCAUGGCAGAUUUCAGCAGGACAAAGCUACCGAAGGCAACGAAGCUUGAUGAUUUUGAUUAUGAUUACCAGCUGAAGAGACAAAGUGCACUACUGAAUAGAGAGUCCAACGAAAAGAAGAUAGUGAGGAAUCUGAAACGUACACUUAUCCAAGAAGAGGACAAACUAAACCAGACGACAAAGUUUUUAAAGUCGUACGAAAAACUGAAUGAAGAAGAGGACAAGAAACUCAGGCAGGUUAUGGAUGAAUUUGAAAUAGAACAUUCCAACGAGGGAACAAUGUUUGAUGAUAUCAAGCUGGUGGGUUUGGACCUCGAUACAAUACAAUCAGACUCUGAAUUACAAGAGUUGAUGAAGAACUUUGAUAGCCAACUUGAAAAGUUGGACAACCAGUCAAAGUUGUACCACGAUAUCGUUGGUAGAUUGGACAAAGUGCUUGAGAAUCUUUAA